AUGGCGUCUGCUCUCACCAUCCUCUCACUCGAAUACCCCAAACCCACCAUCUCGGUGAGCCCCAGCAGGGUGGUGGUGCUUGGGGGAAGCGUCACCAUCCACUGCUCAGUGGAGCUCAGCACUGGGGUGUUGGUGGCAGCACUGUGGGGCCCCCACUGCCCCGUCAUGGCGUCUGCUCUCACCGUCCUCCUCCUCGAGGGGUCCUACCCCAAACCCUCCAUCUCCGUCAGCCCCGGUGGGGUGAUCCCCGUGGGGGGAAACGUCACCAUCCGGUGUCGGCAUCAGCACCUGGGCCUCAGGUUCCACCUCUACAAGGCUGGAGAUGGGAACUAUCUGACUUACACAGUCCCUGCUGGCUCUGAGGCUGAAUUUCCCAUCACCAGCGCCAGACGGGAACACGGUGGCAGCUACACCUGUCGUUAUAGACACAGAACAGGACAAGCUGCCUUCUCGGAGCCCAGCGACCCUGUGCAGAUCAUUGUAGCAGAUCCCAGCUUACCCAGACCCUCCAUCUCUCUGAGCCCCACUGGGGUCACCGCCCCAGGGGCAGACAUCACCAUCCGGUGUCAGGGGCAGCGCCGGUACAUGAGACGCUGGUUCUAUUCCCGCAGGGGGAACCGACCCGACCCAGCCUGGAGCGGCGCCGGCUCCCACCCGCCCAGGCAGUGCGGGGCCAGGUACCAGGGCCAGGGGGGAAUCACCAUCAAACCAGCCCUGGAAGCAGCCCCCCUGGGGCACCCGGAUUUCACCUACGCCAAUAUCGCCCGCCUGGGGCUGAGCGCCGUGGUCCUACUCAUCCUGGGACUGAUCCUGGCUGAGGCCUAGUACAGCCGCCCAAGGGGGGCGCCCUAG
Messenger RNA from Emys orbicularis (European pond turtle), 852 nucleotides. Its product is annotated as leukocyte immunoglobulin-like receptor subfamily A member 2. The transcript is spliced from 7 exons. Lineage: Eukaryota; Metazoa; Chordata; Testudines; Emydidae. The record is from RefSeq and is a predicted model, not a curated record.